AGAUCUAACGUUUUUCCACGGUUCUAUCUUGGCAACAGUUGUGCCUAUUCACUUUUCACGAGUAGUUAUAGAUAUUCAAGGUAUAAGCAGUGGGAUUGGUUAGCAUCCCCUCUUUGUGUGAGAACCUACAGCUUAGAUGCUUUCCUUAUGUGUUCCUAGAAGUUGCUGAUUAGUUGUCAAAAACCCGUCUUUCUAAUAGGUCGGCGUGUGUACAUGAAGAAAUUGUAAACAUAAAUUCUAUAACGCAUAGUUUUGGUGAAUUUUUAAAUUUUUGUUAUUUUGUGAAUUUGUUAGAAAAAAAUAUUUUAUUCUUCAUCGAUAAAAUAUAUCGAUGAAUUAACUAUUAUCAGUCAAUGAUAUAUGAAAAGUGUUUUAGUAAUUAACAUAUUGGUGUAUUGUUUUUAAUUAUCCAGUUAUUACGCAUCUUUUAAUAAUAAUGAAAUAAUACGAGAUUGGUAUAAUUGAAUUUUGAAUUAAUUUAGAAUACAAUUGAGUGGCAAACUUAUAUUUGUAACCCAAUAAUGGCUGGAAAUGAUAAUACAUUAAACCCAUUAUAUUAUACCAAUAUAUCAAAAGGUUAUCCUAGUAUAGUAGAAAAACCAAUAAUUUCUAAUGACAGUAAACAUUCAAAGUGUGAAUCAAGUUUGAAAAGAAAAAGUGACGAAUCUUAUGGAUUGAAAUCGAUACAACUUGAUACGAUGAAACACUAUCAACAACGAUUAAAACAAAUAUUUAUACCUUCGAAAACUCCUCUGUCUUCAUCAGAAAUGCCUCAUUCAUGUGAUCCACGUAAAAUGCGUCAAUGUAUGAAAGAAUGCAUGAGAGAAUUGUUGGAAAAAACAGAUAAAUAUCCUGCGAUAGAUGAAAUUCAAGACGAAUCUUCUGACGAAGAUCAGCCCUAUCAACCCUUGUACCAAUUGCAACAGCAUAAUAGUAAAUCUAUCACAACAGUAGAUCCUUCAACUGGGCGACUGUGCCAAAUGUCUAUAAAAACAUGGCAGAAUUUGCAGAUGUUCAAUGCUUCAACUACUACAAUACAGUCUGAACACAAAAAUAUGAAUUAUGGUUUUUUGAAGAUUGAUAAACCAAAACAUGCUGUACACAAUAGACGAAGCAGUAACACUAAAAGCGGUGAAUCUACAAGAACUCAUAGCAACAAUGAUGGAAAUAAUAACAACGACAGUGAAAAUGUUAAUAAUGAUUUAGGAAAUGUAAACUCCUAUCCAGAAUUGAUUGCAGAUGCUGUAGGAUCUCCAGUUAAAAAAUCAGUGCCUUCAAAUAAAGCUACUAUUAAGCUGAAAUGCAGUUACUCUAAAUAUAAAAGAAUUAAAACCAAAAAUAAUGAAUUAUCAUCACAAAAUUCUUCUGAUGACGAAGCAGACGAUGACUAUGUAUCCUUCAGUGAUUCAAUCAGCCCUUUUAGGCGAAAAGAAAAGACUUCUAUGAAAUUGCAUCUUUAUGAGAAAUCUGACAUACUAAAGAAGAAGAAUAUAGUUACUGAAAGCGACUGUGCUUCAGAUAAUAUUUAUGUACAAACAUCAAAUUCCGAAGAUUCAAGUGAUAUGGAAACUACUAGAGUUGGUUCAUCGAAACAUCACAGAAUAUCACGCAUUCCUAAUUCAUCAAGCAAUACAGGAAAAAAUGGAACCUUUUCAAGAGAAGAAACGCUACAAAGAACGCAAGGAUUUUUUAGAAGAAAAGAAUUGAAAGCACAAAGAAGGGCUGAAAAACGUAAAAAUGAAUGCGCAUAUGGUGCUACGUCACUUAAAAUCAAAAAACAAUUCUCACAAUAUCAAAGAUCCAUGAAUAAUGUUCAAAUUAGUGACGAAGAAGAUACUCAGGAUUCCUCAUCAAUAAAGCAUUUACCAAAAAAUAGUGAAAACUAUACAAGUAGAUCGUCACCGCAAUCUUCAAUUGAACGUGAUUUUAAAAAAGCACGUCAUAUCUCAUCUCAAUAUACAGAUAAGAAGCAAAGGAGUGAAAAGAAUUCAACGCAAAAGAAAAAUAUAGACCGAAAAAAAAUAUCGAGCGAUGAUUCUAGCUCAAGAAGAGAUAGAUCAUAUACUGAAAGUAGCGAUAAAAGUAAAACUCCAACUAAAGAAAUCAAGAAACAGCAACAAUUUGAUAAUGUAAAAGAGUUGGAAAAAAGUAAGCGACUUGAAAGUCAAAAACAAAAAAAUAUUCGAAGCUCAAUUGACUCUGGAAUUGGCAGAGUAACUCCAACACAAGAAGCAUUAGAUAAUACAGAACCUAAAAAACGUUCCAAAAGUUCUAAACAUUCUAGGCAUUCUGAACACUCUAGUAGCAAGUUUAAUUUCGAUAAGGAACAUGUUGAAUCAUUGGAGAGAACACAUAUGAAAAUACAAAAAAAACUAAACGAGAUGCCAAACAAUGAAACAAAUAAGAAUAAACUAUUGUCAUUGCCAUUCAUAAAUGAUAGUGAUGGUUGUAAAACAGAUGAUGAUUUGACAUGCGAUAAUUAUGCAAAAGAUUGCAUUGAUCCUAAAAAUAACAGUGAUGUACAUGACGAUGUUUUCUUAGAAAAUAGUCAAGAAAUCUUAAGUACAGAAGUUACAAGUGACAAAAAUAAAACAAUACAUGAUGAUUCAACUAGUAUUUGUGAAGAAGUUAAUAAAUUAUUAUCUAACUAUUCAUCAAGCGAUGAAAACGGUGAUGAUAUUAAUUCAAUAGCAAAUAAAAAAUUUGUUGAUAAUUCAAAUGUUACAGCUGAAUCUAUUGAAACUAAUUUAAUUGAAAAUAAAACUAACAUUAAAAGUUCGAGUGAUAAUAAUGUGGGACCUGAAAAUAACUUAGCUGAAUCCAAAGAUAAUAAAUCUAUAAUUGAUAAGAAAAAUUUCGAUACUAAUGAUUUUCUAAAUAACCAAGAGCCAUCAAAAUCUAGUCAAAAUUGUUCCUCUGAUAAAAAUUCUAAUAUUAAAUCAAAUCAACUUGAGUGUGCUGUAGACUUUGUCAGAAAAUAUCUCGAAAAACGAACACAAGAAAAUCCUGCACUUAAUAUUGAUCAAUUGCUAUCAAAGCUAUUUCAAAAUGAUGAAAGUGGAUGUCAGUGUAAACCUAAUACACCACCACCAAUACAAAAAGAUCCUAGCGAACCUUUGAAUAAAAAUUCAGAAAAAAAUUCAAAUGUAGCAGAAUCAGUGAAAGCUUGUGAAUUCGACGAUAAAAAUCAAAAUCCAGAAAAAGUUGAGGUGCAGAAUCCAGUAUUUAUGCUUAAUGUUCUUGUUGAUGUUCAUCAAGUUGAAAAUUCUAAAAUAACAACUUCUACACCGUCUACAUCAACAGUGACAGUAACAUCUUCAACUAAUUCACACAAUUUCUCAACGAUACAUCCAACAGCAGCAUUACCAACGACAUCAUUAAUAACAAGCGGAUCACAAUCGGGUUCACAUUUUGCAAUGAGUAAUAAACCAUGCUCGUUAACAACAUUAGCAUCACAAAUAUCAACUCCUACUCUCUCAACUGCAACACCAACAACUCAACAGUUACCUCCAUAUCGAAGUCCUUCGCCUGAGACGUUACCAACUCCAACAAGCCAACUACCUCCACAUCAAGAUCCUUCAACAUCCUUAUCAUCAACAUUAAUCAUCCAGAAACCACCACCAUGCAGUAGUUUAUUUCCGAAUGAACACUGUUUGCAACACGAUGACUCGUCAGGUAAAAAACCAGACUUCCAAGAAAAUAAAUCAAAUAUUCUUCGGGAACAAGAAAUUCUUGAGAGUAAGGAUUGUCGUCAAUUGAUGUAUGAAAUAGUUGAAAGUAUACUUAAAAUACGAAAAUUCUUCAAAGAAUUUAAAUCAAUAAUUCGAGAUCCAAAUUAUAAGCCUUUCAAUUUUUCGGCGCAUCCAUUAUAUAUAUAUGUGAAAAAAAUUUUUCAAUACAUGAUGAAUUUACGAAAAUUACUGAAGUGUGAUUGGGAAUCAUUAUUCACUAAAUUAAUGUCAUAUAGUCAAUCAUUAGAAGAUAAUUCUAAACAAAUUAAUUUACAUGAUUUAGGAACUACUGUGCAAAUUUAUUGUUGUGGAAAUGAUACACUGACUAAAUUAUCAUCAAUCGAUCCGCAAAAAGGAAAAACUGUAAAAACAACAUCUGGAGAUUUAAAUAAUCCAAAUACAGCAGUAGGAACGAUUCAAUCUUCUUCACCUUCCAAUACUAUGGAAUCUCAAGGUAACAGGUCCACUGUUUCUGGAUGUGCGUUUCCUAAUUAUCCUGGAGAACUAGUGACAAAUUCUUUUUCAUCCCCAACGAUAAAUUACAAUCUACAAAGUCAUUCACAACCGGAAAGAUCUGCAUUACAACAAUCAAACACAACUGAAGCAAUGUCAGCCUUCACAACAUCUAAAAGCAUGGAUCAAAAUCAACAAAAUAGUCUUCGAAAUGCAAUGCUAUUAGAAUUAUUGACCUCCUAUGGAAACAAUCAAAACCCCAAUCAGUUUCAAGCUUCAGUAAAUCAACCAUCUAACAAUAUUCUAACACAAGCGCCUGUAUUAUCUUCAGACAUUCAUUACAAUCAGUUCCAACAACGAAAUAUUUAUCCAUCACCAGUACCAUCUCCUAAAGUCAAUAACGAUGAACAACUUUAUAAUCUACCUAAAAGUUCAAUAAAUCAACAAUUCAAUAAUCAAGCUGAUAAUUUAACGCCACAACAAUCAAACGUGAUGACAACACCAGUAGAACUUUCCAACACAUAUAAUCAACAAUAUUACAAUCAACAAUUGUACAAUCAACAACUCUAUAAUCAACAACUUUAUAAUCAACAACUCUACAAUCAACAACUUUAUGAUCAAUCUAGAUCUUCCAUGUCUGGGCAAUCAAAUAUUGUUUCAAACCCAGUACUUUCUUCUAAUGCCAACAAUAAUCGAAAAUGCAAUUAUCAUUCAAAAAAUUUAACUGUUCCUCAGCCAAAUAUUGCCUCACCACCAGUAUCAGCUUUUAAAACUAACAACAAUCAACAAUACAAUAGUCAAAUGAAUACUUCACCAUAUCAACAACCAUAUACUGUCUCAACACCAGUGGCUCCAACUAAUAUCACCAACAAUCAACAAUUUCAUAAUCAAGCGAUUUAUAAUCCACAAAUUUAUAGCCAAUCAACUUCUAUGUAUCAGCAGCAAAAUAAAGCCCAAACACUAGCAUUAUAUCCUAAUGGUAAUAAUAGCCAACAAUACAAUAAUGGAGUCAGUGCUUCAAUGUCUCAACAAUCUUACAUUUCUUCAGCAUCAAGAUUAUGUCACCCUAGCUGUAAUCAAAUCAACACGCUGAAUUCUCAAAAGCCGAAUAUGGUUCCAAUAUCAGGAUUGAAUUCCAAUGUCAAUAACAGGCAGCAGUACAAUAAUGGACCGAAUAUUCCAUUAUCACAACAAAAAAAUAUUGCUCCAACGGCACAAUUAUCUUCCAACAAUAAUCAACAAUACCAAAAUCAGACAAAUACUUCAAUUCCUCAGCAAUCAAAUUUGGUUCCACCGAUGAUAUCAUUUUCUCUAACUAACAAUAAUCAACGGUAUAACAACCAACCUGAAGCUAUAAUAUCUAAGCAACACAAAAUUUCGGUAGCUACAUCGCUAUCUUCUACAAUCAACCCUAAUCAACAGAAUUACAAUCAGUCUGAAGUUUUAGCUCAGCAACUAAAAAAUGUUCCCACAUCUACGAAGGUCAAACGAUCUCAAAAAAAGGUUUUAGGAAUUGUUCGAGAUAAACGGUCUAGUAAAACUAUUCGGGCUCAAAUGCAACAGUCUUCAAUUAAUUUACCAACUGCAGUACAAACUAAUGUUUUACGACCAGCCAACCACAACACAACUUAUCAGGAUCAAGUACAAACCACUAUUAAUCCACCACCUGCAGUACAAACUAAUGUUUUGCGACCAGCUAACCACAACACAACUAAUCAGGGUCAAAUACAAACCACUAUUCAUCCGCCAACUCCAGUACAAACUAAUGUUUUGCGACAAGCCAACCACAACACAGCUAAUCAGGUUGUAGCACAACAGUUUUCAAUCAAUCCACAAAUUUUGGUACAAUCUGGUGUAAUGGACCAAGUCAACUAUAGUACAACUAAUCGGAUUCAAGUACAAGCCACCAUUAAUCCGCCAACUCCAGUACCGUCUGAUGUAUCACGACCGAUCAAUUUUAAUGAAGUUAUUCAAUCCCAAGCACAACUGUCUUCAAUCAACCCACAAACUUCGAUACCAUCUGGUGUAAUGCAGAAAAUCAACCAUAGUACAGCUAAUCGGAUUAAAGUACAAGCCACCUUUAAUGUGCCAAUUUCAGUACCGUCUGAUGUAUCACAACCGAUCAAUUUUAAUGAAGUUAUUCAGGCUCAAGCACAAACGUCUUCAAUCAAUCCACAAAUUUCAAGACAAUCUGGUGGUUCACAAACAGCUAAUCAUGGUAGUACAACAAAUCGGUCUCAAAUACAACAGCCCUUUAUUAACCCAUUAAUUGCGUCACCCUCUGAUUUAUUGAAAAAAAUUGACCAUGUCCAAAACAGUCAAACUCAAGCCCGGCAGCCUUCUACCAACCCACCAACUGCUGCACAAUCAGGUGUAUCGCAGAAAGUCAAGUUCAGUACAGCUGCUAAUCAAGUCCAAGUACAACGAAUCUCCACUAAUAUACCAACUUCGUUACAGUCGGGUAUAUCGCAGCAAGUUGAUUAUAGUACAGGUAAUCAGGCCCGAGUGCAACUAAAUUCUACAAAUCCAUCAACUUCAGUACAGUCUAGUAUAGUACAACAAGCCAACGGGAGUGAAGUUAUUCAGGCUCAAGCACAACUCUCUUCAAUCAACCCACAAACUUCGGUACAAUCUGGUGUAAUGCAGCAAAUCAACCAUAGUACAGCGAAUCAGAUUCAAGUACAAGCCACCAUUAAUCCGCCAACUCCAGUACCGUCUGAUGUAUCACGACCGAUCAAUUUUAAUGAAGUUAUUCAGGCUCAAGCACAACCGUCUUCAAUCAACUCACAAACUUCGGUACCAUCUGGUGUCAUGCAGCAAAUCAACCAUAGUACAGCUAAUCGGAUUCCAGUACAAGCUACCUUUAAUGCGCCAACUUCAGCACCUUCUGAUGUAUCACGACCGAUCAAUUUUAAUGAAGUUAUUCAGACUCAAGCACAAACGUCUUCAAUCAAUCCACAAACUUCAGUACAGUCUGGUGGUUCACAAACAGCUAAUCAUUGUAGUACAACCAAUCGUUUUCAAAUACAACAGGUCUUUAUUAAUCCACCUUAUUCUGUACAGCCUAGUGGAUUACACAAGCCAAUUUUUAUACAGUUAGUCAGGCCCCAGCUCAACUGUCGUCUACUAAUUCCACAUUUUUGGUAUGGCGGUCUGAUUUAUUGCCACAAACAACCCGUAGUGAAUCUAUUCAGGUUCAAUUACAGCAGUCUUCGGCCAAUCCACCAACUUCAAUACAAUCUAAUGAAUUACGACAAGAUAAUCAUAAUAGAAUUUUAAUAAAAAAAAUAAGCAAUGUAGUCACUCCUAGUAAUGAACCUGAUAGAACAAAUAAUUCAAUAAUGGUUUCACACGCUUUAGAAUCUCUUACAUCACUUCCAAUGAAUCGUAAAAAUGUUAAAAAGGGAAACUCUAGUAAGAAACAAGCUCAAAAAGCAGAAACAAUUUUAGCACAAAACAUUCCAAAAGUUACAGAAAAUACAAAAGUCUGUUCAAAAGAAAGUACACAAGAUUCUUCCACUCACACUUCAGUAAUAAAUAAUGAAAUAAACAAUGAUAAAGUGGAAAAAAUAGAAAAAAAACAAGAUUUAGAUGGAAAUGACAAUUCAAUUGGUUCUCAACAAGUUCUAGUACAAAAUGAAAAUCAAAAUGAUCUUAUACUUGUCGAAGUAAAAAAAGAAAGUAAAUUUACAAAAAGGGAUAAUCGAUCAACUCAUGUUGAAGAUUUGCAUGAUAUAAACUUUGAUUUAGGAUUUUUGGAUGACACCGAAUAUAUUAAAGACUCACAAAAAUCUAUAAAAGAAAAGAAGUCAAACACGAGUAAAAAUGUAUCUACUAAUCAAGAAAUCUCUGUAAAGGCUGAAAAAUUAUAUGAUAAAGUUCGUAAUAAGUUAGAUAAUUUUCAUACAAAAAUAGGAUCUUUGAUAAACAAUGAUUUCAUUACACUUGAUGAUAAUGAGAAUGAUGACGAUCAAAAUGAUCUUGAUAAAGUAUCUAUUAUUUCAUCUGAUAGAGAAACUGUUAAAAUGGAUCAAACUGAAGAUGACAUACUAAUAGACGAAGAACACAUUAAAACAGAUACGUAUAUCUAUACAAAGCAAUGUGUAGGAGAAGAAAUCGACUGUGCAAUGUCGGGUGAAAAUUCAGCUUUUUCUAACAAUUUGAUAAUUGAAAACGUUACGUCAAUAACAAGUGAUGACUUCAACAAUUUGAAAGACGCUGGAGAACAAAGCAAUAAAUCACAAGCUAACGAUGUACCUGAAACUAUUGAUGUAAAACUGGAAAUCGAUGAAGAGGAAUAUUAUGUGAUAACAUAAACAAUUUCAACAACCUACAAAAGCAAGCAAUAUUUAAUAGUAGUUAAUGAAUUAGUCUCAACAAUUCGAGUAUUCAUAUACUAAAAUAUAUAUAUAUAUUAAUAUAUGUAUUAUUAUUAAAUAUUACUUAAUUGAUAUAAUUAAUAAUAUUAGUAGAAUACAAGUAUGUUAGAUACUUCCCUAAAAGCUAAAUUAAUACUAAAUUAAAAAAAGUAAACUUUUUAUAUCUAAGGUGUCCAAAGAAUAAAUAGUUGACUUUAUUUGGUUAAAAAAAAUCAGUUUUUCUACUUAAUUUUUACAGAAACUAAAUUGUAAUUUUUAAUAAUAUAAAAAAAAACCAUAAACUCAUUCAGUGCAUCUAAUAGAUUUUUCAAAAAUUCAUAGUAUAAUAUUUAUUAUUUUUAUACAUGAAUUUGUUAUAAUAUACACUAUCAUAUCGAUGAAUAAUAAUGUUAAUAUUUUAAUGAAUUACUAAUUUAUUUAUGGUGGCCGUGUCCCCAUGGUGCUUCAUAACCUAUGCCACGAAUAGCAUUCCUUUCUGGGUUGAAAAAUAGUGAAUGCUUUCCAUCACCCCAUGGCCAAGGCUGUGAACCAAUUAAAGUUAUUUUUCCGAGAAAAUAACAUAUUUAUAAACUAGUACAAAAAGAAAGACAUGUAGUGAACAGAGUGGGAGUAACUUGAAGUUUUUAGGAGUAUAAAUUGUGUAAAAUCAUUGAGAGGGUCCAAAGAGAUUCUCAUAUUUGUUUACAGAAACUAUGAGAAUUAUACUCGCUCCCAAAAAUCAAGUUUUCCCAUCUCUGAUAUGUACGUUAUGUAGAUGUAUUAGAAAAUAUAACGAAUGAAAAGACAUUUAUUUUCAUUGUACUGUUUAUAAAUGUUGAAAGAAAUAAAAUAUAAGUUUUUAUAUAA
This is a messenger RNA of Chelonus insularis, 9409 nucleotides long. RefSeq lists its product as uncharacterized. The record is from RefSeq and is a predicted model, not a curated record. The coding region runs from base 522 to 7463 and encodes 2313 amino acids. NCBI's taxonomy places the organism in Eukaryota, Metazoa, Arthropoda, Insecta, Hymenoptera, Braconidae. The transcript is spliced from 3 exons.